CCGCCUUUUAGGCAUCCCGAGGCGCUCGCCCCUGCCCCGGCGCCCUGCCGCGGCGAGAGCGCCCGGCCCGCAUGGCGCCCCGGCGGGGCGCGGGCGCGGCCGCGGCCGCGCUCGGGCUGCUCCUCGCGGGGCGCCCGCCGCUCUUCGCCACGCCCCAGGAGCCCCAGCCGCGGCCCGCGUGUCCGAGGCCGACGUCGCCGCCUACCGGCGCGACGGCUUCGUGCACCUGCGCGGCGCCAUGGGCCCAGAGCCCAGUGCCGCACCUGGGAGGCGUUCGCGGAGUCGAUGGAGAGGCCGAGCCCGCACGCGGAGGUGGUGCCCGAGGAGAGGCCGAGGUGAUGUGGUGGAACCCCUUCGCGCCGCAGGCCAGCCGCCGUCCCCGCAACUCCUGGGGCGACUUCAUGGACUUCGUCUUCUUCGAGCACGGGCGGGGCCGGACGCCAGCCUGGGACGCGGUCGUCUCCGGCUCGCCCGCCGCCGCGCUCAUCGCCGGGCUGAUGGGCUCCGCGACCGCGGCGUUCUUCUACGGGCAGCUCAUCCUCAAGCGGGGCGGCGCCGGGAGGGUGAUCCCCUGGCACCAGGACCUGCCCUACUGGAAGAUCGCGGGCAGCCAGGUCGGGACGGUCUGGGUGGCCCUGGACGACAUGCCCGCCGAGGCCGGGGUGCGGUACAUCCCAGGCUCGCACCGCUGGCCCUGCGAGGCCCGCCAGUGCGUCGACGUGUCGGAGGCACAGGCGGCAGACGCCGUCUCCUUCGCGGUGGCGGCGGGAGACGCCGUGUGCUUCGACGCGCGCGUCGUACACGGCUCGCCGGGCAACCCAGAGGGCCCAGGCAGCAGCCACCGGCGGGUGGCCCUGCGCUUCGGGGGCGAUGACGCCGUGUAUUGGGAGAGGGCAGGCCAUACGCCCAUCCCCGUCGCCGAGGUCGACCGCGCCCACGGGUUGAGGCGUUCGGGAGACACCAGUUGUCCACCUGCACCGAUCCUGGCCAGGCCCAUCCUGGGCCCAGGAUCAGUGCAUCCGCCUCGCUGGCCAAGCCAGGAGUGCGCACACACACCAACCCUCGGGCCAAGAUUGGCCGGGCCAGCCAGGAUCGGUGCAGAUGUAUCGCUCGCGUCAUCCUAGGCAUGGGGAGCCCAUUGCGUGCGCGCACUUCCCGCGCGUCUUCGCGGACGCUCAGGCGUGACGUUGCAUGGCCAGGAUGUUUCUGAUCGGCGCCAUUUUCUUGUUUAGGGCAGGGACCGCUUACGGCGGCGCGUUUCCGGAUUCUCCCGGUUUUGUAUCUAGAGCUCUCCUGAGCCAAGGAUUCCAGUUUAAGGGUCUGUGCUCUGCCUUGUGAUCUGCGCAUCCCAUCAUUUUUAAAGUUUCAAGUUCCAUGGGUGUGCUUACAGACAUUGAACUACCUCGCCUUUUGUGCUCACGCCAGUUUGAGCUUGGAGCUCGGCUGCCCGUACUUUUGGAUGCGUUCGGGUGAGAUGGCAUGCUUACUCGGAAGUUCCUUUCACUCGAACGUUGGAGCACACGCUUCAAUGGCAAACUUUUUAGUGUGUAUUUUUCAAGCACUGGGCGUCCAAGUGGGCCAGAUGGUCCACGGGUCGACGAACCCCUCGACGUCUCAACAUCGCGCACAAACGCGUUGCUUCCUCGUCGCCCCUCCGCCUCCUCUUCCUUCCUAUUUCAAUAUCAUUAUCUCCCCCUCCUACUGCUCUCCUGCUCUGCCCUGCCCUCUCCUCCUCGCUCCUCGCCCGCCUUCCUCGCCGUGGCUGCCCCGCGCCCGGCUCCUCCCUCGCGAGGCCCUGG
This is a messenger RNA of Prorocentrum cordatum, 1799 nucleotides long. NCBI's taxonomy places the organism in Eukaryota, Dinophyceae, Prorocentrales, Prorocentraceae. The record is from the annotation of a GenBank genome assembly.